Molecule: messenger RNA, 1374 nt
Organism: Arthroderma uncinatum
Lineage: Eukaryota; Fungi; Ascomycota; Eurotiomycetes; Onygenales; Arthrodermataceae
Exons: 3
Coding region: 1-1374 (457 amino acids)
Source: RefSeq, a predicted model, not a curated record
AUGCGACCGAAGCUGCGUGGAAAACCUCGAUGCCGUGCGAAAGAAGGGCCGGCGCUCGUCUUCGUAGACAACGGCGACCUGGACAGAGAGACGAGAGUCGCCAUCAGACAGCAAGCUGCGCGGUCAGGCUGCAGACGACGCCGUGAGAGUUACAAGCAGAGAGAAGAAGAGAACAUACCGGCCGUGAUUUCGUUCAACGGCUACGAGACGCUGAGGGCGAGAUACAACUUCGACCUCACCUCGCUGUCGAGCUUCACGGACAUCGACCUGGGGAGAGUCGGCUUCCUGUCGCUACAGAACCAGCCAACUCCCCUAGCUGCCCUGCUGGAGAAGCGGUCUUCGUCCUUUCUAACCCAUCUCCCCAGUCGCUACGGCUCCAGCGCCUGUCUGGACGAUGCGAUGCACUGUCUCGCCGCGAGGGCUGGCAAGCUGCUGGGCUCUCCGAUCAGGACGACGACGCUGUUCAGGCUGUAUACGAAGGCGCUGAAGAGUCUGUAUACUGCGCUGGAGGGACAUCUGCUGGACGUCGACAUCUACUGCGCGACGGCCAUCCUGGCUCUCUACGAGCUACUGGGACCGGCGGACGAGAAUCGCUGGAUACAGCAUACCAGGGGCGCCAUCAAGCUGGUCGCCCUGAGAGGACCAGACAACCAUAAGACCGAGUUUGAGCGUAUGAUUCUCAAGAUACACGCUCCAUCAGUUCUGGUGGACGAGCAGUAUAGGAAGCAGAGCUCGAUCUUUGCAUCCCCGAGCUGGCAGCGUUUCUUCGACCAGGCCAGUGAAGCAGAAGAGGACACGCAUUCUGGCUUCUGGUGGGAGUUCUUUGGCAGAGCCUGCGCCUUUGUCCCUGGCAUCCUCAAGGAUAUCACGGCCCUGUUCAGAGAUCCAGCCUGUCCGCAGUAUAAGAAACACAGCCUGGCCAUACUCGAGCGAGCAAACAGAGUCCACGCAGCUCUUCACGACAGCCACGGCCGCUUCCAGCAGCGAGCUCCGUCUCUCGUCGACCUCCCCGUUGGCCCCGAGUCGCCGGACAGGGUGAGGCUCCGCGCCCUCUUCAUCUACACGACCAUCACCGUCUGCCGUGUCCUGGCCACCUUUGCUCGUAGCAAGGUUGAGCGGGCAGCCAGCGAGACGGAGGCGCAGACUCUCGCAGCCGGGGCUCUGCUCAUCGAGAGGGCCGUCGCGGAGCUGGAUCCGGCCAUGGCCUGGCAUCUGCAGCAGAGGAACGCCCUCGCGCAUGUAGUUAUACAGACAAGAGACCGAUGGGUGGACGAUGUUGACGUCGAUGUUGACCGUUUCCUGGCACAACGGUGGAUGGACCUGGAGGACGCAUGGCAGGCGAGGGUUCUAACUGAGGCUUUUGGCGAGUCGUAG